AUGCAUUGGAAAAAAUUGUGCAGAUCUAUUGGCCUUCUCCCAAGGAACGAACACAUCACGAGGGAAAUAGUCAAAUGUUUGGAAUUAGUAAGGAAAGGCAUUCAUGUUGUUAUGUUGGUCUUCUCAUUGAAAAAUCGAUUCACUCAAGAGGAAGAAGCCGCCCUCAAAACCCUACAAAAUUUAUUUGGAUCUAUGAUUGUGAAUUACGUUAUUGUAGUCUUCACUAGAGGCGAGGAAUUCAAUGACGACGAUGAUGACGACAAAGGCGACACCUUUGACAAUUACUUGCUUGGAUGUCCUGUGGCCUUAAAGGAUAUCCUAGCUGCUUGCAAGGGACGGUAUGUACUUUUUGACAACAAAACCAGCAGUGGAAGCAAGAAGAGUGAACAAGUGAAUAAGCUUUUAGAUUUAGUGAAAGAAGUGAUGGACCAAAAUGGAGGACAAGCAUUUACACAUAGCUUGUUUCUUGCUAACAAUUUUGAAGACAAGGCAGAAGAAAUAAAACACACACUUGAGAAGAAAAUAGAAAAAGAAAGAGAAGCAAGGCGCAAAGCGGAAGAUAAAUUUCAAGAGAUGCAAAAACAACAAAGGAAUGAUAUUCAAAGACUCACUCAAUUGCAGCAGCAGUUGCUAGAGCUACAAAAAAAAUCAACAAAAAGUGCUAGCAAGAGAGCCACCUCCAAUUCCACCUAA
Messenger RNA from Benincasa hispida (wax gourd), 693 nucleotides. Its product is annotated as immune-associated nucleotide-binding protein 9-like. The record is from RefSeq and is a predicted model, not a curated record. Gene Ontology annotation, molecular function: GTP binding. Lineage: Eukaryota; Viridiplantae; Streptophyta; Magnoliopsida; Cucurbitales; Cucurbitaceae.